This is a messenger RNA of Pungitius pungitius (ninespine stickleback), 2717 nucleotides long. RefSeq lists its product as uncharacterized. The coding region runs from base 320 to 2542 and encodes 740 amino acids. Gene Ontology annotation, molecular function: double-stranded RNA binding; single-stranded RNA binding. The transcript is spliced from 13 exons. NCBI's taxonomy places the organism in Eukaryota, Metazoa, Chordata, Actinopteri, Perciformes, Gasterosteidae. The record is from RefSeq and is a predicted model, not a curated record. Gene Ontology annotation, cellular component: precatalytic spliceosome.
UCCGACGGACAGAUAUGCACAAGCACCGGAAGUAGCUGUAGUCAUCCGUCAGCAGCCCUUUCAAGCAAUUUCGUCAACUGAGAAAAAACAAACUACGCUUAAGUUCAUACAAUAUAUCCAGUAAAAAAACACGGGAUUUCGCUUGUGUUUGGCAAGAUAAAACUGAGCGAAUAUCGAACUAAAUUUAGCUUUCGGACUCCGUGAAACGUACGUUAGCUUAGCAAUCAGCUAGCGUUAGCUUCGAUCGUUAUGGUUCAGAUUUGUUAAAACUACGUGGUUUCUUGAGGAUACAACGCUACAACCCGUAAGUCAUCUGACAAUGGAUCAUUUCGAAACACCAUACGAGGAGGAGUCUACAUUUAUUGUGUGCAGGGUCUGUGAUAAAUCCAUAAGGGGUGAAACCUUGUUCAAGAUACACCUGACCACACCAGGACACAGAAAGAAAGAGGAUGUCCUGGUUGCUUCGGGGCAUCCUGUCACAUAUCCCCGCAUACCGGAAUUUGAGGACAUAUUACAAUAUCUGGAUUACAUGAAGCUGGACGAGCCCAUCAUUGGUUUGAACUAUUUGGAGGAGCUGCCUUGUAAUGACCCUCAGACGGGCCCCAAAUACACAUGUAGGCUUUGUCAUCAGAAGGCAAACCUGCUGGAAAUGGUCCAUCAUGUGAUUGGACGUAAACACCGGCAGAAAUAUGUGGAACUGAAACGGCCCGACUUGGUGACCUGGAAUAAACAGUCCUUAGUAACCCACGGGGGAAAGACCGUACGAGCCAGAGCGGAGAUAAUCGAGAGGCAGGAUGGACGAGGAACGCCAGUGCUCAUGUCAGGAAAAGGGAUGGAGGCCCAAUUGAACAUGUCAAGAGCUCCCCCAAGGCAGACGCAAAAUAGGAAUCAGAACAUUUUACAAAGUCUGACCCAACGAGGUGGGCCACCACUACGGGAGGGGUCUCCUGCGAGGGGUCGCCCAGCCACAGCCCCAUUCCGCCCAGAAGACGCUUACAUGUCGCCCAGGGACAGUUCGAUGUACCAACAGGGGGACCCUCCCGGCCACGGCCACAUGGAGGAGGACCUGCAGAGGGCCGAUCGCGGGAGCCGCCUCACAAACCGACGGGAGUACAUGGAGCCAGAUUAUCGUACGGAGUACCAGGAGGAAUAUUUUGAGGGUUCACAAAGGAGAGCCGCACCGGAUCCGGCCGGUGAUCCCAGGUACGAUCCAAGGCAGGAGAUGCCGCGCGGCCACGCCGACCAUUACCCAGACGAGGCUCCUCCUUUCAGAUCGCACUACCGGGAAAGAGAUCCACUGAGGGAGUUCUACACUGCCGAAGUGAGGAGGCGUGGGCUCGCUGGUCCCGAGUCCACGGCCUCGCAGCCGGUGCACCCAGAAGGCGCCGGGCGGCGUCAUCUGGACUGGGAACCCGGCAGCCCUGGAGGCCUGAAUGGGGCCGGCCGGCAGGGAUCGAGCGAACCCGAGGCAAAGAGAAGGAGCUUUCCCGCGUCUUUGGAGAGGGACCAGACGACCGAAGGCCAUUUGUUUAAUUUUGUCAGAGAAUAUCGUCAGGAAAUGAGAGAACUGUAUCAGGAGGAGCCAGUCGUGAACCCCAGGCAGAGCAGAGCAGGAAGCCUCACCGCCCAGAGACAAGUGGAAGCUAGCCGGGCCCUGUCGGACAUUCCAGAGCCGUUCAGGCGUUUCCUAAAAGGGGCCGCUAAUAAUGAGGGAUACGGCAAAAGAAAAAGAAAGAGUCGCUUCUCUGAUGCCACUGCAGAGGAGGCAGAAACCACAAAGGAGAUGUUUCGCGAGUACGGAUUUUCAGUUCCAACAGCUGGCAGUCGUCCUGGACCAGCUUAUGGAACUCAACAUCCUGACUAUUACAGAGAACUGCAGAGCUCGCAUUGUGCUGAAAGCCACCUUAAAGAAGGCUCUGAGUCUAAGGGUGUCUUUGAUAUGCUGAAAAACAUUGAAAUUGAAAAUGCAGAAGAGGCCGACUUCCUGAAUAACAAACUUUGCGAUCUUCUGAAGGAAUUCAAGAACAAAAAAUCAGAGAAUGCUCUGCAAAAUAGCCAUGGUCGAGUGGCCAUCUCCUCAAACUGCAACAGCUUUGACCAGGAGCUGUCCCCAAAACAUCAGUUUGACACAACGCAGAGAGAAGAUUUAGACCGCAGACGACCAGAUGAACUCUACUUUAAUGAAGAGCAGGGAGGAAGAGGCUGGCGACAGCAUGAGCAAACACCUGAGGAGCAGCUGGAUGAAUACCACCAUCCUGUACGCAGGGUGCCUGGACAGUCCAACAGAAGACAUUAUGAAGAGGUUUUUGGGUUGCCCAGGAUGCAACAUGCCAGCUAUCCGGAUGAGCCAGCACGUUAUCCUGAAAGAGAACCGAGGCACCCUCUAGACUUCCCAAAUGCUCCAGACGAGUUCAUGGACUCCCGAUCCUCUGCACCUCCGCUCCGCAUGGAACGAGGACACAGGAUGGACAGGGGCCUUCGGUACUCCAACAACUUAGACAAAAUCACCUCCACCCUCUUGGAGCUGGUCACGAGGAAAUAAUUUACAUUAAAGUUUUGUCAGCAUAUACUUCCAUAGAUUUGAUGAGACUCUAUGGUUUGCAGACAUGUUAUCAAACUGCUUCUUCCCUGCAGUGUUUGAUUUUUUUUUUUAAGUGUUACUGACAUUUGGUUCGAAAAAUGUCUAAUUGUGAACAUUAAAACAUUUGUCUACUGCA